Messenger RNA from Quercus robur (English oak), 1847 nucleotides. RefSeq names its product protein SRG1-like. The transcript is spliced from 5 exons. The record is from RefSeq and is a predicted model, not a curated record. Bases 500 to 1567 code for a protein of 355 amino acids. NCBI's taxonomy places the organism in Eukaryota, Viridiplantae, Streptophyta, Magnoliopsida, Fagales, Fagaceae.
CUACAACCCAGCCGAAAAUGGAAAGCCCAGCCAAAACCGAUCCUAUUACCUAAAAAAAGAUAUGUGAAAGACAAAACUCUAAGACCCACGGCCCCAGCCGAAGAUUUGUUUCUUUGAGAAAGACAUAAGAGGCAUAAGACUCUAGUCCGCCCACAACCACGUCUUAUUAGAUAAGACUAUAAGCCUCCAUGUACAAAACCAGUAAACCACGGCACUAUUUGGAUUCUGGAUUUUUAGAGUGCAGAGCAGAGGAAAAGUCAUAUAGUCUAUACCUAAAAAGCACAGAGUUGAGACGGAUCACUGAUCAGAUCGAAGGAAGCAUAAGCCACCAACAAAAGAUUUAAAAGUAGAACCAGUGUAGAGAAAGAAUGAGAGAAGCAGAGAGCAAGAGCUGAGAGAGAGAGAGGUGGAGAGCAAAAGAGAGAGAAAGAGAAGUGAAAAGCCAAAAUAACUGGAGAGAGAAAACAAAGCUUUGUGGCCUUGGGUGUAUUUGGCAGCUAUGGAAGAAAUAAAAGUAACAAAUCUGGGGAGUUCUCUUCCGGUACCUUGUGUUCAAGAGCUAGCGAAGGAGGCACUGACUACAGUGCCACCAAGAUAUGUACGGCUGGAUCAAGACCCUCCUUUUGUAUCUGACACCUCUUCGUUACCCAAAGUUCCAGUCAUCGACAUGCAAAGCUUAACUUCCAAGGAUCUCAUGGACAAGGAGCUGGAGAAGUUGCACCAUGCUUGCAAACACUGGGGUUUCUUUCAGUUAAUAAAUCAUGGGGUGAGCACUUCACUGUUAGAGAAUGUGAAGUUGGGCAUUCAAGAAUUCUUUAAUCUUCCGAUGGAAGAGAAGAAGAAGUUUUCGCAACAAACUGGAGAUAUAGAGGGCUUUGGGCAAGCCUUUGUUGUGUCUGAGGAGCAGAAGCUUGAUUGGGCAGACAUGUUUUACAUGAUCACACUUCCUGUUUAUUUAAGGAAGCCUCACCUGUUUCCCAAGCUCCCUCUUCCAUUCAGAGAUACCUUAGAAGCUUACUCUCUUGACUUAAAAGCUCUUGCCAUGAAAAUCCUUGACCUCAUGGCAAAAGCUCUCAAAAUGGAAGCUGUGGAUAUGAAAGUGUUGUUUGAAGAAGGGCAUCAAGCCAUGAGGAUGAACUAUUAUCCUCCAUGUCCCCAACCAGAGCUUGCUAUUGGCCUCAAUUCUCACUCUGAUGCAGUUGGUCUAACAAUCCUUCUACAAAUCAAUGAAAUGGAAGGUCUCCAGAUAAGACAAAAUGGGAUGUGGAUUCCCGUGAAACCUCUCCAAAAUGCUUUUGUUGUCAACAUCGGAGAUAUUUUGGAGAUUGUGACGAACGGUAUAUACCGUAGCAUCGAACAUCGAGCAACAGUUAAUUCAGAAUGUGAAAGACUCUCUAUAGCUACAUUUUACAGCCCAAAGCUGGAUGGGGAUAUGGGACCGGCACCAAGCCUUGUUAAGCCAGAGAGAACUGCAUUAUUCAAACGAAUAGGGGUUGCAGAUUACUUCAAGGGAUUUUUUUCCCGUGAACUCCAUGGCAAAUCGUACGUGGAUGCCAUGAGGAUCUAAAAGGAGGAAGAUGAAAGUAUUUGAACAUAUUACACAUGUAUUCAUGUGAAUAGAGUACCCUUUAAGACCUUAUUAUAAGGAAAUAAAUGUUACCGGAGUGACUGGAAAACGUCAUUAUUUUUAUGAGUGCAAACUAGUACUAGUGUUAAUAAUCACUAUUAUAUUCAGGCCAGCUUGUGAUGAAUGAAUUGCGAUCACCCUUUUUCACUAUAUAUGAGUUGGAAAAUUGUGAUUAGUACAAAAUCAUUUUAAUAUCGAAUUAUCACUGAUAUCCCUUUUA